CGAGAAUUUAACACUGGGUUGAAUAUUUUACCCUGCGUUAGCUUUCACAGGCUUUUGCCAACCCACGGUUAACUAUAUCGCUCAAAGCUUAAUUGCAAGAGUUUUUAAUUAAUAACAAAAGUUACCAGCUUUCCACCAGCUCAAUGUGUGAGUGGCGUUUGUCAUAUUACUAGUGCCGUUGUGUGCAUAUAGUCGUAUCGCAGUAUGACUUCUCUUUGAAAGAAUGUCCGUGUUUGUCCAGGCGUGAAAUCGUUUUCUCCUGCAUAAGAUUUUGAAGCGAAGUAUAUGAAUUAUUUUGUUCAAUAAAGAUAUAUCGGGGGAGAUUUUAUCAAGGUUAUUCUUUAACAUGAAAAGAUUUGUGCCUGGUUUUUUAGCUUUCGUUCUAACGACCACGUGUGUGCUUGGUUGUGGUGAAGAGUCAAAUAGAGUGUACAAUGUACGUCGAAGGAGAGAUAGGCUUUCUGAGAACGUUGUCAUUGGUAUGGAUUAUUUUGGUAAACCAAAGAUCGUCUGUCACUGUGACGAAGCUGGAUUACAGAGGCUUACUGCGAAGACCUUCAAACGUGGCCAUGUCGUAAAAGUGAAACCCGAGUCUUUAAAGAGGGGGAUAGUACAAAAGAAAGAACCUGGGCGUGAAGAUCAAGAUUCGCAAAGGGAUCUGAUAUAUUCGCCGACCUGCUGCAAGAUUGACUUGACCAAUCCUAAAAAACUUUACAGCUAUCCAUUCACAAUACGGCUGCCUGAUCAAACGUUCACACCCGAGUUCAACGACCCAAAAAGUCAACAGUACCAAGGGCUGAAGAAUCAGUUGAUCUCGGGGUUAACAACACUGCUUGCCAACGAAGGAUGCGUGGUGUCAAUAGAUCUCACUAAAUUUAGAAAAGGCAGUGUAUUGGCAGACGUCUCGCUCUCUGUUCAAGGAUUGAUAUCUCAAAGUAUUAUUGACACGUUGAAAUCCGCCAUUGAAUCUGGAAACAUUGGUGGUCUCAGAGUCGAGAUAGUUCCAGAGUUACCACCAGAAGAGGCCCCAGCAACAACCACUCCGAAACCUAAUAAACAAGCAUCUUCUGCUACACAAGCACCAACACAAACUACACAAGCGCAGGAUGCACAAAAGACCCCAUUACCUGCUGCGAAACAAGCCCCUGCUGCUACACAAGCGCCUGCUGCCACACAAGCGCCUGCUGCCACACAAGCGCCUGCUGCCACACAAGCCCCUGCUGCCACACAAGCGCCUGCUGCCACGCCUGCUGCCACACAAGCGCCUGCUGCCACACAAGCGCCUGCUGCUACACAAGCGCCUGCUGCCACACAAGCGCCUGCUGCCACACAAGCGCCUGCUGCCACACAAGCGCCUGCUGCCACACAAGCGCCUGCUGCCACACAAGCGCCUGCAGCUACACAAGCGCCUGCUGCUACACAAGCGCCUGCUGCUACACAAGCACCAUCUGCGACAAAAGCACCAUCUGCGACAAAAGCACCUGCUGGGGCGACAUCUGCUCCGUCGACUACCAUAGUAGCAACUGUUGCACCAGCUGUUGGCGCCACCACGUCCAAACCAGGCACCAAACCAUCUACAACAUCCGCAACAUCCAACGGUACCACAGCAAACAACAAUACAGCAUCCAAUGUUAGCACUACCCCUGCACCAGCCACUACAACCCCUGCCCCGGUUAUGACACCAGAAAAUCCGGUCGACUCCCGACCCACGAUACCUUACACCACGAACACACCAGGUAAAGAAUUCAAGGUCGCUAUAAUUCUGACCGAGAAGUCAUUUGACGCAAACCUAAACAUACCUUCAAGUUUGCAGUUCUUGGACUUGAAGAAGAUGAUCGAACAGUCGUUGACAGAAAUUUUCCGAAGUAAUCCUGAAUUUAUAUCCGUUACUGUUUUGAGCUUCAGACCAGCGGUGUACAAACCACCAAAGACCGAAUUCCAAGCAGGAUCAGCAGCACCGGCAACUCGCCGUUCCAGUGUACCUUUAAUGGGAGUGGAAGUGACGCUAGAUUUUAAGUUUCGGGUCUCGCGUCCAGGCCUCCUGGUCCCGCUGGAAACACAGCUGAAAGUAGGCACAAUCGCCAGCCAUGCAGUGUCUCCCGACAUGGCGACAGUCAUUAUAAAAGAUGAACAGCAAUGUCCUUCAACAUGUCGGCAACCGACUGUCUGCGCCCCAUCGUGCUCAAUACGAUGCUGCUCGGCUCCUCAAACGCCACCCUGUCCCAGUCCUUGCUCUAGCGGAUGCGCUCCUAGCUGUACCACAUCGUGCUGUGCUUUGACGAAGCGAAGUAUCCUCGCUCUCAAAAACUGAGUCGAUAUUAAACAUACAUUUCGUAGCCUACGUUAAUUUGAUAUUAAAAAUUUGGUUAUGGUAA
Molecule: messenger RNA, 2375 nt
Organism: Dendronephthya gigantea
Lineage: Eukaryota; Metazoa; Cnidaria; Anthozoa; Malacalcyonacea; Nephtheidae
Exons: 12
Coding region: 347-2311 (654 amino acids)
Source: RefSeq, a predicted model, not a curated record